AUGCCGGAAGGUCGCCUGUUGCCGUGCUAUCCUUGCGUGGUAACGCCAGAAGGCACAGUACGCACACAAGGCGAUCCAGUGCUGUACCAAGCGACAUCAAGCGGACGCAUUCCUGUAAGUACUUCGCAAAAAUUUCGCACAGAUGUAUUGGGCACGAUAAACCGCCGGCGAAAGGGGAUACCACAGGUUAUAAAGGAUUUGAACCCGAAGCAGCUGGAGCGUGGGGUGUCUGUAGGUAGACAUUGCGAUGACAUCGCGUUGGUGGCGUGGAAAGAGGUCAAACUUGUCACCGUUUUGUCUACCUAA
Parnassius apollo (apollo) is the source of this 306-nucleotide messenger RNA. Lineage: Eukaryota; Metazoa; Arthropoda; Insecta; Lepidoptera; Papilionidae. The record is from the annotation of a GenBank genome assembly.